CUGAUGUAUAUCAUCAGCGGACCGGCUGUCUCGGAAGGAGGUAAAGAGAUGUCUCAUUGACUCAGGUGUCGGGCGCAUUCAUGUCUUCUCUCUUGCUGAUCAUGGUCGGUUAAUCAAAUCUUGGACUGGAGAGAAACGACCACCGGUGGCACGAGCAGCUCGCACGCUAUGCCCGCACAGCUGCUGUCCGUCACACAAUGUGGAACAUGGCACGCCUGAAGAUGCACUGUCUCUCGUGCGGACACUUCCCAUUUUUUCUGUGUCUGUUUCUACCGACACUCUCAUCUCAAGCGCUUGGAAACAUCUAUAAGCGGUCGAUCAUGCCGCGUGCCGCGGGCCAGUCUGCGGGCCAACGCGCCGCCGCCGUGGCCCGCUCAGUCGCCCGUAUGGACGGUGAUGUGAUUAUCGGUGCGCUCUUCUCCGUGCACCACCAACCCUCCGCUGAGCGCGUGGCCGAAAGGAAAUGUGGGGACGUGCGCGAGCAGUACGGCAUCCAACGGGUUGAGGCAAUGUUUUAUACUUUGGACCGUAUCAACGCCGACACGAACCUGCUGCCCAACAUCACCCUGGGAUGCGAGAUCAGGGACUCGUGCUGGCACUCCUCCGUGGCUUUGGAGCAAAGCAUCGAGUUCAUUCGAGAUUCCCUUAUCUCCAUUCGGGAUGAUAAGGACGGAUCCAAGUGGUGUAUCGACGGGACGCCGUCCAACCAGCCUCCGCCCAGCAAGAAGCCUAUCGCUGGAGUCAUAGGUCCUGGAUCCAGCUCGGUGGCCAUCCAGGUGCAGAAUCUCCUGCAGCUGUUUAACAUCCCCCAGAUCGCUUAUUCAGCCACAAGCAUAGACCUGAGCGACAAAACUCUCUUUAAAUACUUCCUCCGAGUAGUGCCCUCUGACACACUGCAGGCGCGUGCCAUGCUCGACAUCGUAAAACACUAUAACUGGACUUAUGUUUCUGCGGUUCACACAGAGGGUAACUAUGGUGAGAGUGGCAUGGAAGCCUUUAAGGAGUUGGCAGCAGAGGAGGGUCUGUGUAUCGCCCACUCUGAUAAGAUAUACAGCAACGCUGGGGAAAAGCACUUUGACCGCCUGCUUAUGAAACUGCGUGAGCGUCUGCCCAAAGCCCGUGUGGUUGUCUGCUUCUGUGAGGGAAUGACUGUGCGUGGACUGCUGAUGGCCAUGCGGCGCCGUGGUGUUACUGGAGAGUUUCAGCUAAUUGGGAGCGAUGGCUGGGCAGACCGGGAUGAGGUGGUAGAUGGCUAUGAGCAGGAAGCAGACAGUGGGAUCACAAUGAAGCUCCAAACUGAGGAAGUGCAGUCAUUUAAUGACUACUUUCUGAAGCUGCGUUUGGACACUAAUACAAGGAACCCGUGGUUCGCCGAGUUCUGGCAGUACCGCUUCCAGUGCCGCAUUCCUGGGCAUCCUCAGGAGAACCACAACUACCAGAAAAUCUGCACAGGAAAUGAGAGCUUGAAAGACAACUACGUCCAGGACAGCAAGAUGGGCUUUGUGAUCAAUGCAAUUUAUGCAAUGGCUUACGGCCUUCAUGAUAUGCACAGAGAACUGUGUCCAGACCAUCCUGGCCUGUGUGAGGCAAUGAAUCCCAUUGACGGCAGUAAGCUGCUGGACUAUAUACUCAAGACCUCCUUCACUGGUGUGUCUGGAGAGGAAAUCUACUUUGAUGAAAACGGAGACUCACCUGGCAGGUAUGACAUUAUGAAUCUGCAGUAUGUGGAGGAGCUGGGCCGCCAUGACUACAUUAAUGUGGGUUCAUGGCACAAAGGUCUCUUGAGCAUCAGUGAUUAUAAACUCAUGGCAAACCGCACUGAGAUGGUCCGUUCUGUCUGCAGUGAACCAUGCUCCAAGGGACAGAUCAAGGUGAUCCGUAAAGGAGAAGUGAGUUGCUGCUGGAUCUGCACUACAUGUAAAGAUAAUGAAUAUGUUCAAGAUGAGUUCACCUGCAGAGCUUGUGAGCUGGGCUGGUGGCCUGAUGACGAACUGUCGGAAUGCCAGCCUCUUCCACUCAGAUACCUGGAAUGGAGCAGUGUGGAGUCCAUCAUCGCAGUGGUGUUCUCCUGCCUCGGUAUCCUGGUAACGCUUUUCGUCACCUUAAUCUUCAUCCAGUACCGUGACACGCCGGUGGUGAAGUCCUCCAGCCGUGAACUCUGCUACAUCAUCCUGGCGGGUAUUUUCCUUGGUUACAUCUGCCCCUUCACUCUUAUCGCAUAUCCCACUGUGAUCUCCUGCUACCUGCAGCGCCUCCUAGUGGGCUUGUCCUCUGCCAUGUGCUACUCUGCCCUUGUAACGAAGACCAACCGCAUUGCUCGCAUUCUGGCCGGUAGCAAGAAGAAAAUCUGUACACGCAAGCCCCGCUUCAUGAGUGCCUGGGCCCAGGUGGUUAUUGCCUUUGUCCUGAUUGGUAUGCAGCUGGCUCUGGAAGUUACACUGAUUGUGCUGGAACCCCCUGAGCCAGUGAAGAGUUACCCCAGCAUCAGGGAGGUCUUCCUCAUCUGUAACACAAGUAACGUGGGCAUGGUGGCACCAUUGGGUUACAAUGGCCUGCUCAUCAUGAGCUGCACCUACUAUGCCUUCAAGACCCGUAAUGUGCCCGCCAACUUCAACGAAGCCAAGUACAUCGCAUUCACCAUGUACACCACCUGUAUUAUCUGGCUGGCUUUUGUGCCCAUCUACUUUGGCUCCAACUACAAGAUCAUCACCACCUCCUUCUCGGUCAGUCUCAGUGUUACCGUAGCAUUAGGCUGCAUGUUCACACCCAAGAUGUACAUCAUCAUCGCCAAGCCUGAGCGCAACGUACGCAGCGCCUUUACGACCUCAGACGUGGUUCGUAUGCAUGUGGGUGACGGGAAGGCCGCUCCCUGCCAGAGCAAUAGCAUCCUCAACAUGUUUCGCAGGAAGAAGAACAACAACAAUGCAACUGGCACCACCAAUCCUAAUGGAAAGUCUGUGUCAUGGUCUGAAUCAGGUGCCAGACCCCAGGGGAGGGGGUCGAGUGUGUUCCACAGACUGUCUGUGCAUGUGAGGAGGCAAGCAGUCGGGCAGAGUCAGACGGCGGUCAUACGACCCCUAACUAAUGCCUCACAACCCCCCAACCCUGAAAAUGAUGCUGGACUCAACACAGCCCCCAAUGGCUCACACCUCAAGGACAAGGCUCCCUACAACUGCAACGAGGGGCAUGAUGGGUGUCAGCGUCCCCAACAACAACAUCAAACAAACCAAGAGGAAGGAGUACUACCUUCCUAUUCUCCCACUGACUUAAUAGACCACACCAGUGAUUGUCCACAAGGGAGGCAGAUGGAUACUCUGAGCUCUACAGUUCCUGAUUUUGAUCAAUUUGUAACUGGCACGGGUAACAAGUUGAGCCCCGCCUAUACAUCAUCUGCCAAUCAUUUGCCUCUUCCCCUGCAGGGGGAGGCGUUCACUGAGGAAGGAUCUGAAAUGGAGGCUCUCGAACUCAUUCACGGGUUUUUAUGUGAUAGUUCUACACAAGAGGAAGAGGAGGAGGAGGGGGAGCAAGGUGUAGAGGAGGAGUUAGCACAGAGUAAGCUGACGCUGCUCACUCCACCCUCUCCAUUCAAGGACUCACUGCGGCCGUUGGGGUCCAUACCUGGAUCCCCUGCCUCUGAUAAUGAACCCUCCUAUUCCCAGAAUAUGAACUACACCCCCAAACAGAGCUCUUUUACACUGUAAAAGCACAUGCUCAGGACACAAGGUACAAAUGGCUCUGUUUAUGAAUCCAUCACUACAGGAUAUCAUUCCCUUGCUUACUUGGCUAUCAAUGAAUUCCUUGUCAAUAUUAUUGUAUUUCAAAAAGCAAGAAGGACCAUAAAAUGAUCUAAUGGAAUGCCCUGUUGGGAAUAUUUUUCUCAGAGGCUGCACUGGCAGCAUCCAUUUUCCAAACUGCUGUGGAAAGUUGUAGUGCCAAAUAUCAUUGUGUUGCUGUGUCCGCAAUCUGCUGGCAAAUUACAUCACAACAGUCGAGGAGUGAUAAUGCCAGUUUGCUGCUUCACUAUUUCACUUUUAGUGUUUUCAAGUAAGAUGAGACACAGGAAAUGUUUGGUUUUAGUAUCGCUCCUUUGAUUACCAUUAUUCAAUAGUUUUCUGUAGCUGUUUUACUCAAAGUGAAACAAGCAAACCAUGUGCACACAAUACAACAAACACGGAGUUCCCCAGCUAAGGUAUUGUCCAAUUUCCUUGUGACUCACAAAGUGAUCAAAUGCAAGUUUCAGUAGUUGUGUUUAGAGAGUCAGAGACAAUAAUUCUGAUUGUAAUUUUACAUGAUUGGUAUAGCGUACUAAUUUAGUGGAGCCAAGGUAAAUAAAAAAAGAGAACACUGUUUUUCUUAACUUUAUUUUGUCUGAUGUGUGAACUCAUCCUUGAAAAGGAGAGAUGUUUUGCAAAUGUUUGUAUACUGUUCUGCCAUCUAUUGUUUUCCACACAGAUGGUGUCUUUGUAUCUCUGCUAUAUGUUUCUAUAAGUAGAAUGUGAAAUAUUUGUAAUUUGUACAAAUGUUGCUAUUUGUGAUAAAGGGACAUAUAUGGUGGUAACUAACUUUUCAGUAACUUUUACAAAUCAGAUGAUUUCUCUUUUUAAAUGUUCAGUUUUAAAAUUGUACCUAUGAGUAGUUGCUUCUAGUGGUAACUUGUAGCAUUUACUGCCAAUCUUGAGUAGGAUUAUCUCAUGAAUUGCAACUGUAACGCUUUAAGUUUCACAGUACUAUUAGAAUGCAACUCUCAAAACAACAAUAUUAUUUAAUAUAAGUAUUGUAAUUGUUAUAAUGGAUUGUAAUAUUAGGUAUUUAUAGUGUAAGUUGUUUGAAACUGAUUCAUUUGUUAAGUGUAAAAUAACUGACAGAUCACAUGUUUACAUGGUCGAACAUAUAAAUGAGGAAAAAUGCUCUUUUGCC
Xyrauchen texanus (razorback sucker) is the source of this 4917-nucleotide messenger RNA. RefSeq names its product metabotropic glutamate receptor 1-like. NCBI's taxonomy places the organism in Eukaryota, Metazoa, Chordata, Actinopteri, Cypriniformes, Catostomidae. Bases 198 to 3701 code for a protein of 1167 amino acids. Gene Ontology annotation, cellular component: postsynaptic density membrane. The record is from RefSeq and is a predicted model, not a curated record. Gene Ontology annotation, molecular function: G protein-coupled receptor activity involved in regulation of postsynaptic membrane potential; adenylate cyclase inhibiting G protein-coupled glutamate receptor activity. Gene Ontology annotation, biological process: regulation of synaptic transmission, glutamatergic; G protein-coupled glutamate receptor signaling pathway. The transcript is spliced from 9 exons.